Molecule: messenger RNA, 936 nt
Organism: Loa loa (African eye worm)
Lineage: Eukaryota; Metazoa; Nematoda; Chromadorea; Rhabditida; Onchocercidae
Exons: 6
Coding region: 215-841 (208 amino acids)
Source: RefSeq, a predicted model, not a curated record
UACCUAAUAUUCAGGCUUGACAGGACAAUCACCUUCUCAUCGAUAUCCCCGGAGAUCGUUGAUUGUCAAGUUCUAUCUGAGGAAAAAAGAACGUUCGUUCGACCAGUUCUUGAAUAAACAGAAUUUGGACAUCCUAUGGCGCAGCGAUGACGUUUGAUGAACGGAUGGAUAUCUGGGUCAUCCUCAUGCAAACACAGAGACACAAUUGUCAGCAAUGUUUGGUAAUGCAGUACAGGCGGAUAAUUGCGCCCAGUGGACAGCUUGGGGUCCAUGUGUUUGGUUGAAAGGUAAUAAUCCAAGAUGGCAGCAUUCCUACUUUGAUCAAUUGUUACCUGGCAAAAACGGCUGCCGUGAACACAUUUUUUUCAAACUUUUACGUGAACGUUGGAGCGUGGCUUUCAAUAAUUUCUAUAAUUAUCUUCGCAGUAUUACCAUCAGUCAACAACAAUGUGGCCAGUGCUCCUAUCAACAGAGCUGUGGAAGACAGUGUCACCGACGCGGUACAACUGAUAUGGUCAAUCCGCUCUUCGUUGCGGAACGCGUUUGUGUUGGAGUGGAUCAAUCGGCGGCGUGUGAAUCGAAAUAUGUUGAGGGUUGCAAGCAUUGGCCGAAUCCCAAUAUCAAGCUGCCCAAUGUUACCCAUACCAUGCAAGAAAUUAUCGAUAAAAUCGAUUAUUUAAGCUGCAUACCACAGACAAAGCCUGAUGGAACGAAUGUAUGCCGUUGUUGUUGUCAUCCGUAUGUGCCACAUGCAACAACCAUGAAAUGUGAAUUGAAACCAUAUUUGAACGUGAACAAGCAACAGUAUCUUUACGAGAAGGUGCAAUCUGUUACGGAUUGAUUUCUGGAAUUUCUCUUCUGGCCUUCACUUUGCUCUUCCAUGUUCUACUUCAUCUUGUUGAUUUAUCAAUUUGUAUAAAGUUUUUGAACACAGUG